Pogonomyrmex barbatus (red harvester ant) is the source of this 1047-nucleotide messenger RNA. RefSeq names its product putative methylthioribulose-1-phosphate dehydratase. NCBI's taxonomy places the organism in Eukaryota, Metazoa, Arthropoda, Insecta, Hymenoptera, Formicidae. Gene Ontology annotation, molecular function: methylthioribulose 1-phosphate dehydratase activity; metal ion binding. Gene Ontology annotation, cellular component: cytoplasm. The record is from RefSeq and is a predicted model, not a curated record.
UGAUUUUGUUAUCUUAUAUAUGACAUGUUUGAUAACUGCUUUUUAAUAGACUGUACUGUUUUAGAGUGCUACUUUUAUUUCUUAUUCUUCGGUUUAGUGCUCCCAAAAAUGUCGGAAAUUUAUGAUGCUGAAUACGACAAGGAACAUCCAAGAAAUCUUAUUCCAGAACUAUGUCGGCAGUUCUAUCAUCUCGGAUGGGUGACUGGUACCGGUGGCGGUAUCUCCAUAAAACAUGAAGAUAAAAUCUACAUAGCACCUUCUGGUGUACAAAAAGAACGGAUGGCGCCCAAUGAUUUGUUUGUGCAAGAUAUCAAUGGAACAGAUUUGGAACUGCCUCCGUCAGAAAAGAAACUCAAGAAGUCACAAUGUACACCAUUGUUUAUGUGCGCAUAUUUAAAACGGCAUGCAGGUGCUGUGAUUCAUACACAUUCCAAAUUUGCUGUGAUGGCAACAUUAUUAUGGCCUGGCAAGGAAGUCAGACUCACUCAUCUUGAAAUGAUAAAAGGCAUAUGGAAUCAGAAAUUAGGCAGAGCAUAUCGUUAUGACGAGGAAUUGGUGAUACCCAUUAUAGAAAAUACUCCCUUUGAGAGAGACUUAACGAACGAUUUAGAUGAAACUAUCGUUCGUUACCCCGAAACAUGUGCAGUGUUGGUACGCAGACAUGGAAUUUACGUAUGGGGCGAUUCUUGGCAACAGGCAAAAACUAUGACGGAAUGUUACGAUUAUUUGCUUGAUAUUGCAGUUCAAAUGAAACAACAUGGAUUAGACCCAUUAAAAACUCCAAAUGAUUAUGAAUUAAAAUAUCAAGCAAAUAGUAUGUUAGAAUAGUCUGUAAUUAAAAGUUGAUUCUUUUGCUGCCAUAAUUCUAUAUUUUUGAGCUACAUGCAUUUUAGGAUAUAUAUGCUUGUUAGAAUAUAUAUAAAAAUUAAAAUAAAUUACAAAAUUUUGAUUAUAAUUACACAUAUUUUAUAACUAUAUACACCAUUGUAUGCUUGCCAGAUGUAAAUAAUACGGAUAUUUUCAAGUAUCUAUGUCAUAUGGCGCAAA